Molecule: messenger RNA, 3309 nt
Organism: Xiphophorus couchianus (Monterrey platyfish)
Lineage: Eukaryota; Metazoa; Chordata; Actinopteri; Cyprinodontiformes; Poeciliidae
Product: gastrula zinc finger protein XlCGF57.1-like
Exons: 6
Coding region: 85-3180 (1031 amino acids)
Biological process (GO): embryo development; regulation of transcription by RNA polymerase II
Cellular component (GO): nucleus
Molecular function (GO): DNA-binding transcription factor activity, RNA polymerase II-specific; RNA polymerase II cis-regulatory region sequence-specific DNA binding
Source: RefSeq, a predicted model, not a curated record
AGCAGCCUAAGCUUUUCUUUUGUUAGACGGUUGUCUGAAGACGGGGUUGAGGUUUAGCUAAAGGUCUGAGUGUUUUAAAUAAAAAUGUCUUCAUUUCAGCCUCGGAGAGAGUUUAUGAAAGAUCAGGUAUCUGGAGAAACAUUCACAGAGUUGAAGGAAAUCAAUGUUAAGAUGGAGGAAGAGAUGGAGGAUCAGCGCAGACUGAUGGAUUUUACCCGGAUACCGCAGAUCAUCUUACACCGGAUAGAUCUCCCACAAUGCUGGAAAGAGGAGGAAGUUCUCAAUGAGCUCAGCAACCCAGAGGAAAACUCCACUUUGGAUCAAGAGGAACCAGAACCUCUGCAGAUAAAACGGGAACAUGAGGAACCAGAACCUCUGCAGAUAAAACGGGACCAAGAGGAACCAGAACCUCUGCAGAUAAAAGAGGAACAAGAGGAACCAGAACCUCUGCAGAUAAAAGAGGAACAAGAGGAACCAGAACCUCUGCAGAUAAAAGAGGAACAUGAGGAACCAGAACCUCUGCAGAUAAAAGAGGAACAAGAGGAACCAGAACAUCAACAGUUCAAAGACGAAGAGAAGCAACUCUGCAUCAGUCAGGAUGAAGAGCAUCUUGUGCUGAAACAGGAGACUGAUGACAUUUUGGUGAAUCCUCUUAAUGUGCAAAGAAUCCACAAUGAAACAGAACCACAGAGGAACCAACUCAUCUCUCAUGGCUCUGCUGAGGAUGAGAACCAGGAUCAGGAAGGCAGCAAUUCUGAAGACCCAGGAAAAGAGAGAAAGGAAGAACAGAAACAAAAGGAGAGAUAUGAGAAAAUCAAAGAGCAGAAAAGCAGAACUGACACUGAAAAGCAAAAAAAGCAGAAGAAAGCUCACGCAGAGCAAAAAUUAUAUUCUUGUAAAAUUUGUGAUAAAACAUUUUCUGGAAACCGUAACUUGAUGGUACACAUGAAAACUCACACAGGAGAAAAACCUUUCACUUGUUCAAUCUGUGGAAAACGUUUCAAACAAAAAGGACAUUUAACUCAGCACAUGAUAAUUCACACUGGUGAGAAGCCUUUCUCAUGUGGGAGCUGUGGAAAAAGUUUCAGCGAUAAAGGCCAAUUAAAUGUACAUAUGAGAAUUCACACAGGCGAGAAGCCAUUCUCCUGUGGGACCUGUGGAAAAUGUUUUACCCAUAAAAACACUUUGAAUGUUCAUAUGAGAAUUCACACGGGUGAGAAGCCUUUCUGCUGUGGGACUUGUGGAAAGAGUUUCACCCAAAAGGGCAGUUUAGAUGUUCACAUGAGAACUCACAGAGGUGAGAAGCCUUUCUCCUGUGGAACCUGUGGAAAAGGUUUCUCUAUAAAAAGUAAUUUAAAAGUUCAUGUGAAAAUUCACACUGGUGAGAAGCCUUUCUCAUGUGGGAGCUGUGGAAAACGUUUCAACGAUAAAAGCCAAUUAAAUGUACAUAUGAGAAUUCACACAGGUGAGAAGCCUUUCUCCUGUGGGACUUGUGGAAAGAGUUUCACCCAUAAGGGCAGUUUAGAUGUUCACAUGAGAAUUCACAGAGGUGAGAAGCCUUUCUCCUGUGGGUCCUGUGGAAAGCGUUACAGUGAAAGAGGGAAGUUAACUCAGCACAUGAGAAUUCACACAGGUGAGAAGCCUUUCUCCUGUGGAACCUGUGGAAAAGGUUUCUCUAUAAAAAGUAAUUUAAAAGUUCAUGUGAAAAUUCACACUGAUGAGAAGCCUUUCUCCUGUGGGACUUGUGGAAAGAGUUUCACCCAUAAGGGCAGUUUAGAUGUUCACAUGAGAAUUCACAGAGGUGAGAAGCCUUUCUCCUGUGGGUCCUGUGGAAAGCGUUACAGUGAAAGAGGGAAGUUAACUCAGCACAUGAGAAUUCACACAGGUGAGAAGCCUUUCUCUUGUGGUACUUGUGGAAAAAGUUUCUCUCGAAAAGAUAAAUUAAAUAAUCAUAUGAGAAUUCACACAAGUGAGAAACCCUUCUCUUGUGGGACAUGUGGAAAAAGUUUCACCUUGAAAACAACUUUACAUAGUCAUAUGAGAAUUCACACAGGUGAGAAGCCUUUCUCCUGUGGAACCUGUGGAAAAAGUUUCUCUAAAAAAGUUCAUUUAAAUGUUCACAUGAGAAUUCACACAGGUGAGAAGCCUUUCUCCUGUGGGUCCUGUGGAAAGCAUUACAGUGACAGAGGGACGUUAACUCAGCACAUGAGAAUUCACACAGGUGAGAAGCCUUUCACAUGUGUGAGCUGUGGAAAAAGUUUCACACAAAAAGGACAUUUAACUCAGCACAUGAGAAUUCACACAGAUGAGACGCCUUUCACAUGUGUGAGCUGUGGAAAAAGUUUCACACAAAAAGAACAUUUAACUCAGCACAUGAGAAUUCACACAGGUGAGAAGCCUUUCUCUUGUGGGACCUGUGGAAAAAGUUACAGACAACAAAAUGGUUUAAUUUAUCACAUGAGAAUUCACACAGAUGAGAGGCCUUUCACAUGUGUGAGCUGUGGAAAAAGUUUCAACGAUAAAGGCCACUUAAAUGUACAUAUGAGAAUUCACACAGGUGAGAAGCCUUUCUCCUGUGGGACUUGUGGAAAGAGCUUCACCCUGAAGGGCAAUUUAGAUGGUCACAUGAGAAUUCACAGAGGUGAGAAGCCUUUCUCCUGUGGGUCCUGUGGAAAGCAUUACAGUGAAAGAGGGACGUUAACUCAGCACAUGAGAACUCACACAGGUGAGAAGCCUUUCUCUUGUGGGGCUUGUGGAAAAAGUUUCACCCGUAAAGGCAAUUUAAAUGUUCAUAUGAGAAUUCACACAGGUGAGAAGCCUUUCUCCUGUGGAACCUGUGGAAAAAGUUUUACCCAGAAAGAAACUUUAAAUGUUCAUAUGAGAAUUCACACAGGUGAGAAGCCUUUCUCUUGUGGUACUUGUGGAAAAAGUUUAUCUCGAAAAGAUAAAUUAAAUAAUCAUAUAAAAAUUCACACAGGUGAGAAGCCUUUCUCCUGUGGAACCUGUGGAAAAAGUUUUACCCAUAAAGACACUUUAAAUGUUCAUAUGAGAAUUCACACAGGUGAGAAACCUUUCUCUUGUGGAACAUGUGGAAAAAGUUACAGUGACAAAGGGACUUUAAUUCAGCACAUGAGAAUUCACACAGGAGAGAAGCCUUUCUCAUGUGGGAACUGUGGAUAAGAAUUACCGUCUAAGAACGACUUUAACUCAGCACAUGAGAACUCACACAGGUGAGAAGCCUUUUUCAUGUCCAAGUUGUAGAAAACAAUUCAUUCAAAAAGGACAUUUAACCGGGCACAUGAGAAUUCA